Molecule: messenger RNA, 2160 nt
Organism: Penicillium bovifimosum
Lineage: Eukaryota; Fungi; Ascomycota; Eurotiomycetes; Eurotiales; Aspergillaceae
Exons: 3
Coding region: 1-2160 (719 amino acids)
Biological process (GO): intracellular calcium ion homeostasis; calcium ion transmembrane transport
Cellular component (GO): fungal-type vacuole membrane
Molecular function (GO): calcium:proton antiporter activity
Source: RefSeq, a predicted model, not a curated record
AUGCCAUUUUCUCCAGACCGUGUUCAAUCGUGGGCGAAAGCUCACGCGUCCUCUCGCGACCUGCCAGCUCAUACCCCUUCCCGGCAGGUCGCCAACCCCGAACCUAUUGAAAAAUACACCCAAGAUGGACAAGUGAAUGCGCCCGCCGAAGACCCUGCUCCAGGGUCUGUCACGGAAACCGAUUCUAAGCCGGAACUUCUGAGCCGUAUGCGCAAUGGUAGCGGGCGCUUCUACCAACAUACGAAGAAUGCGAUCUGCCACAGCUGGAUCAAUGUGCUGCUCAUCUUUGUUCCAGCCGGUAUUGCGGUCGAGGCUGCUGGCCUCGACCCAGCCAUCAUCUUCGCGCUGAACGCGGUGGCCGUCAUCCCGCUGGCCGGACUACUCAGUCAUGCUACGGAGAGUGUCGCAAGCCGUCUUGGUGAUACCAUCGGAGCCCUGAUCAACGUCACCUUCGGAAACGCAGUAGAGUUGAUUAUCUUCAUCAUUGCACUUGUCAAGAACGAGAUUCGCAUUGUCCAAGCCUCUCUUCUUGGCUCCAUUCUUGCCAAUUUGCUGCUGAUUAUGGGCAUGGCGUUCCUGUCUGGUGGUCUUCGCUUCCAGGAACAGAUCUACAACAGCACCGUUACCCAAAUGAGUGCUUGUCUGCUCAGUUUGAGUGUAAUGAGUCUCCUCAUUCCCACUGCUUUCCACGCCUCAUGGUCGGAUAGCGCUAACGCCGAUCGCGAGACGCUCAAAGUCAGCCGUGGUACCAGUGUAGUCCUGCUCUUGGUGUAUAUUCUAUACAUCGUUUUCCAGCUAAGAACCCACUCCUAUCUCUACGCGAGUAUUCCCCAAGCUAUCAUCGACGAGGAGUCCCACCCCGGCGUUCUGGCAGAGUUCAUGAACAGCUCUUCGGAUUCCUCCUCUAGCUCCAGUGAGGAGUCAGAUGACACGACUACAUCCUGGACGACUGCCAAGCGGAUCAAGAGAGCAAUGAAAUAUCGCAGACAUCGCAAAUCAAGUACAAGCUCCAAGGGAACGACAUCUCGAAGCUCGUUCCAGAAAAAGGCCGUGGCAUCCGCCUCCAACGAAAACCAGAGCUCUAUCCCCAAUUCCAUUGACAGCAAUGAACAUGCGAUUGAACUCGACGAGAUUCGUUACGACGCUGAUGACGAUGCAGUUCGAUCUCGCGAUUUCGGCUCAGCUCUGGGUCGCGUGGAUUCCAAAGCCAGCAAAAAGUCCAGGAGACGGGAUCGAAAGAAGCGCAAGGCUGAAAAAGAAGACAGGAAGGCUGAAAAGGACGAGAGGAAGGCUCGGAUUGGGGCACCCCAAGAGGCUGGUCCAUCAACCAGUCAACGUCCAUCCAUCGCAGGUUUCCCGACAGCCCCUAACUUGUCGGCUGUUGCAGGCACUGGAGAUGAUCCGCAGAAACGCCGAUUGCCCUUUGAACCUAUUGCAUCCCUGCUCUCCAACACCGUCUUUAGCUCCCAGUCACCCGCGAAUUCACCCCGUAUGGGAACAACUGCCUCGCGUCCAAAUAUCGCUCGCAGCAACUCACUACCCGCACCUACUAGUCGUCCGCCGGUCGGAAACGCAGUGCAGUUCGCCCGUGGUGCUUCGCGCAUCGCUGUGCCAAAUGUUGUUGCGCCCCCGGAGACAGAUGCUCAGACCCCGGAACCUGUAAUGUCUCGCACUGCUGCGGUUGUUAUGCUGCUUCUCUCCACUGCCCUGGUUGCGGUUUGUGCCGAGUUCCUGGUUGACGCCAUUCCGGAAAUGAUCGCAAGUUCGAAUGUCAGCGAGGCCUUCAUUGGUCUCAUUAUUCUGCCAAUCGUUGGUAAUGCGGCUGAGCACGUCACUGCCGUUACUGUCGCCACUAAGAACAAGAUGGAUCUGUCCAUUGGUGUUUCUGUGGGUAGUAGUAUUCAGAUUGCUAUCUUUGUCACACCAUUGGUCGUUAUCCUGGGCUGGUGCAUGGACAAGGACAUGUCCUUGUAUUUCACGCUCUUUGAGACCAUUUGUCUCUUCGUGACCACAUUCGUCGUCAACUUCCUUGUCCUGGACGGCAGGAGUAACUACCUCGAGGGUGUCCUCCUUGUGGCAGCCUACGUUAUCAUUGCACUAUCCGCGUUCUUCUACCCCGGCGAUGGCCAGUCCAGUGCGAUUGCCGGCUCAGGGGCGUAG